UGUGUGUGUGUGUGAGACAUGCUUCUCAUCAGCAGACGACAGCAGCUUAACGAACAGAAACAAAACAGAGAGACUGAAAACUGUGAGUCAGUGUAAGAUUCACAUCUGAUCUGCUCCAGAGCCUCCAUUCUUUCUUCUCCCGUGAGGAAGAGGAGAACGGAGGAGGAGGAAGACCCGUACCCCCCGCCACCCCCCAACCCCCCAGCACACAGAGAACACACCGGAAGAGAGAGAGAGAGAGAGAGAGAGAGAGAGACAGACAGACAGACAGACAGAACGAGGGUUUUAUUCGUUUGUGCUUCUGCUCCGUUCUUUCGGGAGCGAGUGACGUGCUCAUGUCCGUCAACUCGGAAAAAUCCUCUUCCCCAGAAAGGCCCAACACACAGAAGGUUCCGUCAGCCCCGCCUCCUGCCCCGCCCACACCCCCUCCACCCGAACCGGCAGCCCCCCCAGAGCCGGAGGAAGAGAUCCUGGGCUCCGAUGAUGAAGAGCAGGAAGAUCCGGCAGACUACUGCAAAGGCGGCUAUCAUCCUGUGAAGAUCGGCAACCUGUUUAAUGGCAGAUAUCAUGUGAUUCGUAAACUGGGCUGGGGUCAUUUCUCCACUGUGUGGCUGUGUUGGGAUAUUCAAGGGAAGCGUUUUGUUGCGAUGAAGGUGGUGAAGAGUGCGCAGCACUACACAGAGACGGCGCUGGAUGAAAUUAAACUUCUCAGAUGUGUGCGUGAGACAGAUCCUGAUGACCCCAAUAAAGAUAUGGUUGUUCAGCUCAUAGAUGACUUCAAGAUCUCUGGAGUGAACGGAAUUCAUGUGUGUAUGGUGUUUGAAGUUCUCGGUCAUCAUUUGCUCAAGUGGAUCAUCAAGUCUAAUUAUCAGGGUUUGCCGUUACCCUGCGUCAAGAGCAUCAUCAAACAGGUUCUACAGGGGUUAGAUUAUCUGCACAGUAAGUGUAAGAUCAUCCACACAGAUAUCAAACCAGAGAACAUUCUCAUGUGUGUGGACAACGCGUUUGUACGCAGGAUGGCUGUCGAGGCCACAGAGUGGCAGAAAGCUGGAGCUCCUCCACCAUCUGGAUCUGCAGUCAGCACAGCUCCUCAACCCAUACAGGUGGGUAAAAUCUCGAAGAACAAGAAGAAGAAGUUGAAGAAGAAGCAGAAGCGGCAGGCAGAGCUCCUGGAGAGACGGAUGCUGGAGAUCGAAGCCCUGGAGAAAGAGGCGGAGCAACAGAGAACAACAAAACCCGCCCACAGCCCCACCCACGGCCCCGCCCUCAUGCUGGGAGACAGUGAGGAUGAUGAAGAUGAUGAUGAGGAUGUUGAUGAGGAAGAAGAGACUGAAGGAGAGAAAGUGCGACCUGUCAGACUCACUAACCACACAUGUGCAGAGGCAGAUCAGGAGGACGUAGAUGAGAAUGAGGAUGACUGUGACGUCACUUCCACCACAGACUGUCCAGCUGAAGAGUCCACAACAGAGACAAACACACCCACACACACUGACACUCCCAAGGAAGAGACGGAAAACACGAGAGAAACAGACAAACAGGAAGGAAAUGAGGAAGAGAGAGAGAGAGAGGAACAGGAAGAGGAAGUUAAAGUGAAUGAACAGGAAACUGAAGUCACAUCGUCACAGAGCGCAGAUGACACGCAUGUGGCAAAACAACACGAGUGUCCGAGAGAGGAAACGGAUGCAUCGAAAGAGACGACAGACAGGAAAGAGGAAGAAGAUGAUGAUGAUGAAGAGGAGGAGGAGGAGGAGGAGGAGGAAGCAGAUGAUGAAGGUCACAAUCAUAAUGACUCAUCUAAAACAAACGGUCAUGUCAUUAUUGAUGCACAGGAAGUAGAAUGCCUGUCGCCCCUGUCGCCCCCGCCGCAGCCCACACAGCCACUCCUGUGCCCGCUGGUCGAAUCAGAGAUCAGCACGACCGACCGCGAUGCUUCUGAUGCAUCUUACGAACUUUAUAAUGGAGAAAUGGCAGGACUCACAAACGGAGCGCGACACCGCGGCACAAUGCCUCGCUUUCCCGAGCUACCGUUCGAUCCCCAACCGGCCGACUGCGUGCGAGACGAAGCACAAGCUCUCAGCACAAAUGCCGACCGCAGCCGAACCGUAUCGUCAUCAAGCACUGGAGACACACCGAAAGUGCGGGUUCGAGCAGCUGAUCUGUUAGUAAAUCCAUUGGAUCCUCGGAACGCUGAAGUCCUGAGAGUGAAAAUAGCCGAUCUGGGCAAUGCAUGCUGGGUGCACAAGCACUUCACUGAAGACAUCCAGACCCGUCAGUACCGCUCCAUCGAGGUUCUGAUUGGAGCCGGAUACAGUACGCCUGCUGAUAUAUGGAGCACCGCAUGCAUGGCAUUUGAGUUGGCAACAGGCGAUUAUCUGUUUGAGCCUCAUUCUGGUGAAGACUACUCACGCGAUGAAGAUCACAUCGCUCUGAUUAUGGAGUUACUGGGAAAAAUCCCUCGCAAGGUCAUUGCAGCAGGAAAAUACAGUCGUGAGUUCUUCUCUAAGAAAGGUGAGCUACGGCACAUCACUAAACUGAAGCCCUGGUCACUAUUUGACGUUCUGUUGGAAAAAUACGGCUGGUCGGCGGAAGAUGCCGGUCACUUCACUCACUUUCUGUUGCCCAUGCUGGAGAUGGUUCCGGAGAAACGCGCCUCCGCUUCAGAAUGCCUCACUCACCCCUGGCUCAACUCAUAGCACUUUGCACACUCAGACUCAUCGCCUGAACUGCGGGGGGCAGGGUCAGAGGUCAUGGGGGUGCUGUGAAUCACGAGUGUCGAGACUCCAUCAGAUCAGUUCUGUCGACAUACACACAGUUUUAAUAUCUCAUCUGAGAUGAAGCUUCAGUCAUCAUCUUCUGACAGACUGAACUCAGAGCAGCGAGUGGUGGAAGUGACAUUUAACAAUUUCACAUCAAACAAUGUCAUUUAUUUCUCAUUUUAUUUAAAUAGUUGUUUUAGGAAAUGGAGGGAGACUCACACUUGUUUUUUAGUGUUUGUAAAACAUGGAAGAAGUUUUCAUCCAUUAUAUGAGCGUGUUUACUGGCAAUCAAACCCAUGACCGUAGUGUUGCUAGUGCCAUGCAGGAACACUUCUGAGGGUUUCUUCCAAAGGCAGCAUGUGCUUGUGCAUUGAGUGAAACUCUCUUGAAAUUCCUAGAAACGAUGCUGGCAAACAUUUAGAGAUAAUAAUAGGGUUUUCUGCGAACAGUCAAUCGAUAAUAUUCUGAUACCUCUAGAAACAGCGUGUCAGUGACUGAACAUUAGAGAUACUGAUGCAACUGUUUGUGUUUGUAACGUGAACUUUGAUGCUUCUCAUCCAAUCACUGACAUUCAUGAGCCCAUUCGAGACCCUCUUUAUGCAGCCCCUCCCCUAUUGCACCUAUCCUCCAAUCAGCAAAGACAGAAGAGCUGUUUACAAACAGACACACCCCUCGGACGCACUGCCUCUGAACAAAUCUAGAGCAAAACAUAAAUCCAAAAGAUUCUACAGAUGGUUUGAUUUCAGACUGAUGCCUGAUGAUGGACAGAUUGACAGGUGUCACUCAAACACUUCUCAGCAUUCACUCCAGUGAGAAUUUUUCAGCUCUUGAUUUUAGUUUUUUUGUGGUUUGGACUUCUGGACUUCUGACCUGCCCGAUUCAAACUAUAAACUUCAACAUUCUUGACUGUCGCGGUGCAUCAGCUACCUGUGAUGAGCACGCUUGUGAUUAUCUGCACUUUCUGGCAGGAUGGCUUCUGCUCGCAGAUGUCUCGUUAAACAAGUUGCACUUGUGUUUGAACUUUUUGUUCAGGGAACAAUUACCAAUGUACAGCAAACUAUCCAAAAACUGCUGGGCGCAAGAUAAAAACACAUAGAUAUAAAGAGGCGAGCAUCGCGGUGACGGUUGCACGUGCGCAGCAGGUGAGAUGCGAGACGAACAGACUGACUCCCCCUGUGGCUGCGGAGGGUACUGCAUCCUCCACUUCUGUGACAUCACACUGCUCAAAUGACAUCAUCAAAUUCACAGUUUGUCCAGUUGCCUAUUUUCGCAAUAAAAAUAAGUAGAUGGUGAAAUAUUUUUAAAAACAUUUAAAUCUAUUUAAAAAGGAAACAAGAAAUGAUCUGAUGUUGUGACAGUGAUGAAUUUUAGUCGUAAUAAUAAGGUGAUUGUGUUUUGUCAAUUUAGAAAUAUUUUUUGGUUUUCACUUUUCUCCCCUCAUGACAUUAACUUGUGCUGCUCUGUUGGAAUCAUGGUACAAUAAUGAAUUUGAUCAAACAUUUUUGCAAUAAUAGUGAUGAUGAUGAAUUUUUGCACCGAAGGGCCCCGCGGUCUCUCACGCUGACUGUUCUUCCUCACGUCGACAGAAUCACGUCUCAUGUGUUUUUCAUCAACUGAUUUAAUAAAAGUGUAAAUUUAAUGGAUUGCAGUGACAACAUGCCCACCAUUCUUAUUCUGUGUUCCCAUAUUUUUGUUAAGCAGUAUUUCCAUGUGAUUACAGCAGUGUUGUUAAAGUUUUCGGGUACAUUAAAUGCCCAAAAUCAGGAGGACACCCCUUUGACUAUUUCGUCUACAUUCUGUUCUAGCAGGACAAUGAUCCUGUGCACACAGUGAGGUCCAUAUAGACAUUAUUUACUGAGUCAAGUCAUUUUUAUUUGUAUAGCAUUUUAUUUGAUUUUUUUUUUUACAGUACACAUCAUUGCAAUGCAGCUUUACAGAAAAUCAUACUGUUUUAAAUGUCUAGUAUCCAGUGAACAGCUUUAUAGAACUUGAAAUGCAUUCAUAUCUUUGUUUUUAAGCCCUUAGCAUGCAAGCAAAGUCGAGUGGUGACUGUGGCCAGAGUAAAAAAAUCUAUAAGAUGUUAGUGGAGAGAAAAAACCUUGAGAGGAUCAGCUGGGGCAGCCAGUUCUGCUCUGGUGUGGAAGAACUUGACUGUCCUGCAAAGUCCAGACUUGAACAGAAAAAUAGAAUUACAAAAACCCACUCAAGCUUCAUAUUACGAGGAUGACAUGAAAAUUGUGUAAAUAAUAUUGCCCCUGCAUGGACAUCGUUAUGUGUUUACAUACACUAUAAAAAGUCAUAUAUUAGAAAAAAAGUACAAAACCUUAAGUUACAAUAAAAUAAUGUUAUAAAAAAAAAAAAAAAUAAAUAAAAAAUAAUUUUAUACCUACACAAAAAUAAAACAAGAAAAAAAAGAUUUUAACAAGUACCUGUCUCCCUAAAAUAAUGUAAAAAAGGGCUCCAUGAUUUUGUAAAAUGUAUCUUUUCAAGUUUGAGGGCAAACAGUAGACCCAAAACCCAUUGACGAUAGCUUCCUAUAAAUAUAAGCAGUCUGGCAAACAGUGUGGAAAGUGUUAUAUUGUACAUUUCUAGAGCCGUUCAAAGCCGGCACGCUGCACGAAUCUGUUUGUAGCUUACUAGCCUGCUUAGCAUUGCUUAUUAUACGUUCAUCUUUUUAUCAUUUGCCAUUUUACCAUGUCCUUUGUUUUUUCCGCUUUUCUACAGUUUCAAUGCGUGUCUUUUACCGCGUACACCUGUUUCUCUCUUUUUUCUUUUCUUUUUUCCCACUUGUCUACAUCUCGCGUCUUGACGGCGUGCAUUUGUUUUCUCCUCUGUGUUUACAUGGAUUAUUGCAUCAGUCUCAAACAUCUGCUGAUCAAGAGCCACAUCGAUCUCAAACUCUCGCGCUCAAGAACAACCAUAACAACAUCAUAAACAAACAAUUGCAGUAAGUCAUGGCACAUGUUUACUAUAGCUUCUUCCAUCAGCAGUGAGGGAUUCACAUAAAUGUAAGGAAUUAGUCAAGCUGACGGAGAAGUUUAAUGAGUUAGAGACAUGCAUCUGAAUGCUAGUGGAGGUCAGUGAGAAAGAGAAGCCGGUAGAUACUGUUUCGGAUGUGGGUAGUACAGUGACAGCAACACACACACUUUGGUUCUGGCUGUAGAGUCCCCGCAGCAGGGCGUUUGGGUAACGUCUCGGCAGCAUACUCACUCAGCAAAGCGACACCAUUCUCCCAUUCCUGUUAGGGUUUCCAAUCGAUUCUCUCCUCUCGGUGAUGCACUCACUGAGAAUCAUCUUGAAAGAGCCCUUGGUCAUUGGUGAUUCUAUUGUAAGGAACGUGGAAAUAGAGACUCCAGCCACCAUUGUUAAAUGCAUUUCCGGGGCUCGAGCAUCUGACAUCAGAUCAAAUUUACAUGUGCUGACUAAUGCUAAACAUAGAUUUUCUAAAAUUGUUAUGUUGGCACUAACGAUGUCCGGCUUUGCCAGUCAAAGAUCACUACAGAUAAUGUUAAAGAGGUGUGUGUGAACUUGCAAAAAGAUGUCAGACGCUCUGGCCCCCUCCCUGCUCGUUAUGGUGACGAUGUUUAUAGUUGAUUAGUGUCACUGAAUGGCUGGAUGUCUGAGUGGUGUCUGGAGAAUAAAAUAGGAUUUAUAGACAAUUGGAAGAGUUUUUGGGGUAGACCUGAACUGUUAAAGAGAGACGGAUUCCAUUCCUCCAUGGAAGGUGCCGCUCUCCUCUCUAUUAAUUUGGCUCAUAGUCUUAAUAGUGAUAGUAUUUAACUAACUGGGGCCCAGGUCAGGAAGCAGACAAACUGGUUAAUCCAAACAUCACACAGAUCACAUAAACUACAACACAUAGUAAAUGUAUCACCUAGAUAUCAUAUAGAGACUGUGUCUGUUCCCCGAACUACCAAACACAAAACUCUCACUAAAUCAUUUAGAAAAAAUGAGAUUAAGGUAAAACUAAAAAAAAAAAAAAAAACUGAAGAUAAGCAUCAUAUCAAGUUAGGGCUAUUAAACAUUAGAUCUCUUUCAAGUAAAACACUCAUUGUAAAUGAAAUUAUUACAGAUCAUAGUUUGGAUGUGCUCUGUUUGACUGAAACCUGGCUUAAACCGGAUGAAUAUAUUAGUUUAAAUGAAUCUACUCCCCAGGUUAUUGUUAUAAACAUGAGCCUCGUCUGAAGGGUCGAGGAGGAGGUGUUGCUACAAUUUACAAUGAAGUUUUUGGUGUUACUCAGAGGACAGGAUAUAAGUUUAAGUCUUUUGAACUAAUAUUGCUUAAUGUGACACCAUCAGAUACAAUUAAAAAAUAUCUGUCGUCUUUGCCCUUGCUACAGUAUAUAGAUCACCUGGGCCGUAUUCUGAUUUCCUUGGUGAAUUUGCACAUUUUCUAUCAGAUCUAGUAGUUACUGUGGAUAGAGCUUUAAUUGUUGGUGACUUCAACAUUCACAUAGAUAAUGAAAAUGACACAUUGGGAUCAGCAUUUAUCGAUAUUCUCAACUCUCUUGGAGUCAGACAAAAUGUGACAGGACCAACUCAUCACCAUAAUCAUACGCUAGAUUACAUUCUGUCAUAUGGAGUUGAUGGUGAUACUAUAGAAAUUCUGCCGCAGAGCGAUGACAUCUCAGAUCAUUACCUUGUAUCUUGUAUGCUGCGAUCAGCUAAUGUUACUCAAUCUACACCACGCUAUUGUUCAGGUAGAACUAUUCUUUCGACCACUAAAGAUAGCUUCACUAAUAAUCUUCCAGAUUUAUCUCAUAUACUCAGUAAGCCUAAAAGUCUAGAAGAACUUGAUGUAAUAACAGAAAAUA
Messenger RNA from Myxocyprinus asiaticus (Chinese sucker), 7567 nucleotides. Its product is annotated as SRSF protein kinase 3-like. The transcript is spliced from 15 exons. Gene Ontology annotation, molecular function: protein kinase activity; ATP binding. Gene Ontology annotation, biological process: spliceosomal complex assembly; protein phosphorylation; regulation of mRNA processing. Bases 336 to 2693 code for a protein of 785 amino acids. Lineage: Eukaryota; Metazoa; Chordata; Actinopteri; Cypriniformes; Catostomidae. The record is from RefSeq and is a predicted model, not a curated record.